Molecule: messenger RNA, 2229 nt
Organism: Neurospora hispaniola
Lineage: Eukaryota; Fungi; Ascomycota; Sordariomycetes; Sordariales; Sordariaceae
Exons: 5
Coding region: 1-2229 (742 amino acids)
Source: RefSeq, a predicted model, not a curated record
AUGGCCUCUCUCCCAACUCGCCCUCCCCCUCCCCCGCCCAUUUCUAUCUCCGUCUCCCCAGCUUUUCCAGGUACUCCAAAGAGAGAGGUCUCGCCCAUAUCAACAAGAAGAAGCGAGGACGACGUUGAUGAAUGGGAUGCCUACGAUGAUCCCCAAGACGCCCUCCUGAACGAGGCCGCAACGCUAUCAAGAACCGAUAGUCCCCCCCGCUUUCCCAAUUUCUCCUCGGCAAACAUUUCCACACCAGAGACGCGCAUGGUCGUUGCCCUCGACUACGGAACAACCUUUAGCGGGAUUGCCUACCUCUCUGUCGCUUCGAGGCAAAAGGACCAGAACCUUGAUGCUCUUGCCGAUGACAUACGGGUGCUCCAAGGAUGGCCAACACAUGAAUCGGAGAAAGUCCCUUCGGAGAUUUCGUACUCCCCUUCGCCCAAGGGGUGCCGGCAAUGGGGGUACGACAUCGAUGACAACUCCAGAGUACUCAAAUGGACCAAGCUGGAGCUGGAAGAGACACGGAGUCGAAGUGCUGAGUUAAGAACAUUGGCUGAGACGCUCUGGGGUAUGCGGUUGCUUGACUUGAGCGAAGAUGCUGUCAUCAGAAAUGAUAUUCCACGGCACCUGGCCAAGGAGCCGGAGGAUAUUGUCAAGGAUUAUCUGGACAAUAUUGCCGAGCAGACUCUGGAGGAGAUUUGCACCCAAGUUGGAAGAAGGGUUGCUGACAAUAUCCCUAUCGACAUGGUCAUUACACAUCCUGCUAAAUGGUCCGACAAAGCCCUAAACUCAACAUAUCGCGCCGUCCGCGCCGCCUUCAAGGCCGAUCUCUUCCCCAAAAUCCGCAACUUUUCCUUCGUUUCCGAACCCGAAGCCUGCGCCCACUAUACCCUACGAGAAGCACUGCGCGAGGAUCGUGUAAACUUUCGCAAGAAUGACUGCUUCAUCGUCGUCGAUGCCGGUGGUGGCACUGUUGACUUGGCCUCCUAUAAAGUUGUAAGCCUCGAUCUCGACCAGAAGCAGUUCAAGCUUGAACAAAUCGGCUACCCGAUAGGCGACAACUGCGGAGCUACAUGUAUUGAUCGAGCUUUUGAGCAAUUCAUCGAACAAAAGCUGGGCCCGGAAGACUGGGAGAAGCUGAUUGAAACUGAUGCACAAGACCAAGCGACGGGAGGACACUCCAUCAUCAAGCCAAAGCUGCGCAUGCUACAUGGGAGAUUUGAGGGAAUCAAGCAUCAGUUCGAUGGCAAGGAUCAGAAGCUCGGGUUUCCCAUUCAGUUGCCCCGAGGAAUCGGUACAACAGAUGAUGAAGAGCGGGGAAUCAUGAAUGGUGCGAUCAAGAUCACUGUUGACGACCUGAAAACCAUGUUCAAACACUCCGUCGACAAGACUCUCGUUCUCAUCAGUCAAGCAGCCACUCACAUUCAAGUCAUCCAAAAGCUCAAAAUCCGCAAGAUUUUUCUUUCCGGGGGCUUCGGCCGCUCCCCCUACCUCUACGAGCGCGUCAAAGCCUGGGGUAUGACCAGCAGUAUUCAGGUCGACCGCGGCGAUGACUGCUGGUCCGCCGUCACGCGAGGCGCUAUCAUCAAAUCCCUUGGGGUUCACACCUCGCUGCCCCCAAUUAUCCGUCCCUGUCCGCGGCACUACGGCAUCAAAGUCCGCACACAGUACGCCCCUUACAAUUCCCAUCGGCCGUCAGAAGUCGAUGUGGAUGUGGAAGGAGUCAAGUGGGCGAUGGAUCAGAUUCGGUGGUUCAUCAACAAAGGGGACGCCCUGUUCCCUGGGAAGCCCAUGGUAUCGACGUAUGAUUGCCAUUGGAGUAUGCGGGCUGCUCACUUUCCUGCUCAAAAUGGGACUGGGAGAGCUCCAGCACAGAAUCCGGGGUCGGUGUCGCAGCGAUUUGACAAACGGGGCGGUGGUAACAUCAUGCCUCCACCGCCGCCGCCGGAGGUCUUUAGAGAGGUGGUAUUUGUUGCGUCGAGUGCUGAUGAGCCACCGACGAGAUUUGCUGCUAUAAACAAAGGCCGAGACACAGUGGUCACGCUCAAGUGCAACUUGACCAAAAUCCCAGACACGAAUAGAAGUGAGUUUACAAAUAAGGAGGCUGGAAAGUUUUAUAAGUUCUGGGUCAAGGUGGAGAUUCACGUCACGGAGAAGUGUGAGGUUAAGAUCACGAGUGGCGGGAAGGUUUUGGCGAGCGCGGAGGUGCCGUUAGGGGAAUCUGAUAUCUCCGCGUGA